UGGAAUUAGGUCGAAAGAGUAGAGUAGUCACUGUCUAAUUUUUUGGUCUGUUCAAUAGUAUUUUUACUCCUUACAUAUUAUUAUUACUUAGUUUGGCUCUUCUAAAAUUAACCCGAUUAUGAUAUCCUACAUUGAUUAUUAAACUACGUGUUUGAUUCGUGAUCAAAAGGGAGUUUAAACUUAUGGCAGAAAAAUGGCUGAUAAGCAUAGUUUAAACUAUGAGGUGAGGGAGUUAAAAUUGGGAUCCAGCUUCACGAACAACAAGGCAUCCCAAUAUCACACAAUCAAAUAUGACUUCAAACCAGCAUCUGUGGAUGUGAAUAAGAUGGCUACGGUAGAUGUCGGGACAAACAAUCAAGUGACUGUCACUGUGCCACAUUUAGAUGGCGCUGGUAUCCCUCAGACAGUGUUCAAAGGCAAUCAGCGACCAUACACAAAGGAGUGUGUGCUCAUCAUAGAUCGAGAUACGGGAGAGAUUACAUUGGAGAAACUUUCUAGUAAUAUACAAGUGAAAAAGACUAGGCAAGAAUCAGCUCAGAAGCCUCGGCCACUAACACCAAUAACCAGUGAGCUCACGAAUACGACCCAACGGUCCACAUCCCGAACUCGUGUCGCUACAAACAGACGUACUGCUAAUAAUGCUGGUUCAGCCAGCAUGGCGGCUCAGGCAAACAACCACAACCAACAGCGGUUCAAUGGAGUCGCACCGAAGACGCAGAACAUGGUUCGAUCACCGCCGAGGGUUAAAACUUCGCCUCCACAAGCGCCAUGGUCAGCCGGCGGCAACAGUACUCUUGCAUCUCUGCCAAUGAUUGGCUUAGACGAUGCUCCAGCAAGUUCUCCGGCCAACGAGCGCCAAGCGCAUGCCCCUCAUGCAUCACAUGCGCCGCAUAUGCCAAACACGCAUAUGCCGAACGCACAUAUGCCCAAUACGCAUAUGCCCAACGCGCACGUGACCAACACCAACUCGCAUGCGUCUAACACGCAUGUGCCCAACUCGCAUAUGCCAAAUGCUCAUAUGCCCAGUAUGCCGAAUACGCAUAUGCCCAGUAUGCCAAAUGCGCAUAUGCCUAGUAUGCCGAAUACGCAUAUGCCCAGUAUGCCGAAUACGCAUAUGCCGAGUUCGCAUGCACCAGCUCCGCCGCGGCCAUCGCCAGCCCCCGCACCUGUUCCCACGCAACAGCGACAAGAUGACAGUUCUUCGAGUUCGUCAAGUGACAGUGACAGUGACAGCGGCAGUGGCAGUGACAGCGAUGACAAUGAUGCCGCGCCACAACACUCGAUGCCUAACGGUGUGAGCACGAACCCCGCGCUGCCCACAGACGUGCUCAACGACGACCUGUGUCUCUCGGAGACGGGCAGCGACUCCGACUGACCUCAGCAUUACUCUUUUUUUGCCUUCGGAGAUAUUUCCUUUUGAUUCCUUUGGUGUGGCUAGUUGAUGUCGAUUUCUGUUUUCUACUAAAUAGGACUUUUUCGUCGUGUCGUCCUUGUGUCAUAGUUAGUAGGGUAGACCUUUCCUUUCGUGAUGUGAAAUUUUGGCAAUAAUUAUAUAAAUGGUUUUGGCAACUAUUAAAGCGAAUAUUUAUAGCGGUGAAUGUUAUAGUAUAGAUCAAUUGUUUCAUCUUUGAAGAAUUUAUUAAUCAACGUUGACGAUUUAAUACAAUGUUUUGAUCUCAUAGUGGCAAGAAUAUUGAUCUCUUUAAUAUUGUUACUGAUGAAAUGAAAAAAAUAUAUAAACGGCGAAAGAUUUAAAGUUUAGAGGCGCUAGAAAACGUUGGUUCUAUAUAUGUAAAAGAGAAGUGUAUUUACGGAAUAUUAUCAAUGAAAUUGGAGAUUUAUAUAUUUGUGGAAUUUUCUAGAAUUUCGAAUAUCGACAUUGACUUGCCACUAUCAAAUACGUAUACAUAGUUUGUGUAUUGUGGAUCGAAGUCUCACAAAAGAUGUUAGUUUGUCAGUAGAAAGAUUUGUCAGUUCAUCUUACGAAGUAUGUUUUGGAGAUCUAGGUAUCAAAAAUCUUGGUCUGGGCAAUCUUGAAGGAAAAAGUUUUGGUCUGAGGGAUAUUAACGUCUGUAAAAAUGUAUCAAGUAUGGUCGAAAUAAAAUCAAAUUCUUUUUUUUUCGGUUGUGUAUAUUAUUAUAUUUGAUUUGUUAAUAAUAUAACGCAGUUUGACUUGAAUUAUCAUUCUUAAAUUAUUAACUGUAUAAAAUUAUACAAAUACUAUUGAAAAUAAAAUUAUUUAUAUCUUAAUUUAAUAGAACAAGGAGGAGGGUGUGACAAUAUUUUUAUUUAUAUUUUUCUACUAACUUUAAUAUCGAUUUAUAAGUUUAUAAAUUUUGAUAAUGUUUGUAAUAAUUGUACAGGUUAUUAUGAAUUGUUCAUUAUUAUUUAUGAAUUGUCUAUGACAUUUUAUUUUUCUUCAAUUAUCUAAUCUGGAAUAAUAAAAAGUAUUUCAUACAUAUCUUUUUACCUUCGUAAGAUGGACACAAGGCAAUGCUGACCAAUGUUUUAGUAUAUGGACACAAUAUAAAUAACGUGCCUCAAUUUAAAUUUAGACAUAUUAUUAUUUUAUGUCAAUACAGGGUGUCCCACCGUUGGUAUGCUAAGCUCAUAGGAGGUUAUAGUUUUGCAUAAUUAUGCUGAGUAAGUAUGUAAAAAAUACUUACAAAAUUCCAGACGCAUUUUUUUUUCAAAUAGAUGAAUUCUUAAAACUCUAUUUGUAGACUCCUAACAAGCAAACCGCCCAACAGACUUUGCCACCCGCACGUGAGCAAUUUUUUAAGAUUAUGUUUUUAUAGACAAAAUGCUCACAUCAGCGAAGCAGUAUAUGCCGGCUGCGCGAAGCUAGAGAAUAAAACGUGGACUUUAUGGAAAAAUUUUGCAAAAAAAUUUAGAUGUUUUUUCAGUGUAUGUAAAACUACAAGUCCCUUCGCGCUUAGUACAGCGAUAGUGGGACUCCCUGUAUUUUAAUAAAUUAGCCUUAAAAACGCCUGUUUGGAGACACCAAACUGUAUACAUGUUUAAAUAUAUCCCGCAAUAAUUUAUUAUGUAUACAGCGAAUUACAAAUUGUAUGUAUGUUGUUAGACGAUAUUAUAUAAUAUGUUGUAAUUAGGGUAAGCUAAUAUAAUUAUAUAUAGUUUUAUGUAAAUACUGGAUUGAUAUCGAAAAAAUUAUUUGUACCGAUUACAUGAAUUAUGUUGUUUCAUUUCUUAUGAAUUCACAGAUUAUUUUGAUGUAUCGAAAACGGCUGUAGCGAUUUUGAAUGAUUUAUCACGCAAAAUGAUGAUGUAAGUACAUUUGAUAUAAAAUAUGUAGGUAUGCAAUAAAAGUCUUAUCGUUUAAAAAAAUUAUAAUUGAUGUAAAUGGUACAAAAUGUAGGAUAUUUAUAAGAAGAAAUUGUUGUGCCUUUAAAAUUCUCAUUUAUAUUGUAACGAGAUUAUUUAUGGGCGCUCCGUGUUCAAGAAGCGUGGUUCGUCACAAUAUCAUUAGUAUAUUUUAUUGUAAUAAAUGUCCUCAGUGCAGA
Molecule: messenger RNA, 3524 nt
Organism: Colias croceus (clouded yellow)
Lineage: Eukaryota; Metazoa; Arthropoda; Insecta; Lepidoptera; Pieridae
Gene: Eaf
Product: ell-associated factor Eaf
Exons: 9
Coding region: 194-1375 (393 amino acids)
Biological process (GO): regulation of transcription elongation by RNA polymerase II; positive regulation of DNA-templated transcription
Cellular component (GO): super elongation complex
Molecular function (GO): transcription elongation factor activity
Source: RefSeq, a predicted model, not a curated record